This is a messenger RNA of Carcharodon carcharias (great white shark), 594 nucleotides long. RefSeq names its product 60S ribosomal protein L32-like. Lineage: Eukaryota; Metazoa; Chordata; Chondrichthyes; Lamniformes; Lamnidae. Gene Ontology annotation, molecular function: structural constituent of ribosome. The record is from RefSeq and is a predicted model, not a curated record. The coding region runs from base 1 to 594 and encodes 197 amino acids. Gene Ontology annotation, cellular component: cytosolic large ribosomal subunit; ribosome. Gene Ontology annotation, biological process: translation. The transcript is spliced from 4 exons.
AUGCGCAGCGAUCUUAAAGGGGGCCACACAGCGCAAAAAACCAAGCCGCUCAUGGCGAAUGUAUACCAGAAGUUUGCCCAUCCUGAAGUCAGCCUGAUUGACAGGCUUAGCUUCAAUCAGGCUGCGAGGACUUCAGGGAAAGCCACAGGAGCAGGGUCUUUGACACUACAGUAUCAUGCCCUAAGACCACAUCUGAAGCCAGACAUUGUGAACAAACGCAGAAUGAAGUUCAUACGUCACCAGUCAGAUUGCUAUGUGAAGAUUGCACAGAACUGGCGUAAACCCAGAAGGAUUGACAACCGAAUGCGCAGGAGGUUUAAGGGUCAGAUUCUGAUGCCUAACAUCGGUUAUGGCACCAAUAAGAAAACCAAAUACAUGCUGCCAUCAGAAUUCAACAGGUUCCUGGUCCAUGAUGUCAAGAAGCUGGAAGCCCUAAUGAUGAGCAACAAGACUUACUGUGCCAGGAUCGCUCACAAUGUCUCCUCCAAAAACCGCAAGACAAUUGCGGAGAGGGCAGCACAGCUUGCAACCAAGAUCACUAAUCCUAACACCAGAUUAUGCAGUGAAGAGAAUGAAUUAAGUGUCCUGGCAUAG